UUGAGUGAGCGCGCCUCGAGGCUGCAAAACUCGGAAAAGCACAAAAGGGAACCGGAGUUGGCACUGGAGGACAGUCCCCCUAUGGAGAAGCCGCCGAAAAGAACACCAAAACAAGGAGGAUUGAAACCGGUAAAAUUGACGACCCGAUUGACGCGGAAGAAAGCACGAAGACAGUCGGGGACUAUGCAGCUGAGGAAGACGCUUGGGCGACCACCGACCGUGAGAUCUCCAGUGAAGACGCCAUUGUCAGGACGGAAGACCCCGAAGACCCCGAAGAUACCAAGAACGAUUCACGAGACCCCGCUGCAAAUGCAGCUUUACACUCCGGUUACACGCAGCGCCUUGGAGCGGUUGUGCUACCGGAACAAGAUGAUUGAUGAGUUGAAGUCUCUUGAUGCUGCCCAAUUGCAGAAGAUGUGCAAAAAGGAGGGAAUUCCCUAUAAUGGGAAGAUUGAGUCGAUUCUCGAUAUUGCCGACACGAAGGUAUCGGCGAAGUUCGGCAACGCAGUGCAGGAGAAUGUGAGGUGAUACAUGUUGAGGAGUCACAACACCCUGAAGAUGGAUCUGACCGUGAGGGUGGAUCUGAGGAUGUUGCGGCUUGAGGACCUUUGGAGA
Messenger RNA from Chara braunii, 615 nucleotides. Lineage: Eukaryota; Viridiplantae; Streptophyta; Charophyceae; Charales; Characeae. The record is from the annotation of a GenBank genome assembly.